AUGGCAGCGGCAGAUCUUCUGGUCGUUUUUCUUGACCUGAUUCUGAGGCAGAUUCCGGUUGUUUAUAAGAACUACUUCAGUUUUUUGUUUUCGCUGCGCAUGUGUAACAUCCAGGCAGUCAUGAUUUACGCAGCCACCGACUGUUCGGUUUGGUUUACCGUCGCUUUCACUUUUGAUCGAUGUGUGGCCAUUUGUUACCAGAGGCUGAAGAAUAAAUACUGCACUGAGAGAAUGGCGACAGUGGUCCUGGGGACAGUGACAGCUGUGAGCUGUUCAAAGAAUAUUUUCUGGUAUUUUAUUCUCACCGGUGUGUAUUUUCUUGCUGAUAACCCCAGAUUUUGCGGGACAAGAAAUGGUUUUCUGGGUUCUCCAGUCUGGGGAACAAUUGCUAUCCUCCAUUACCUGAUCACCCCUGUGGUCCCGUUUGUCCUGGUUCUGCUGCUCAAUGCAGUGACUAUCAAACACGUUUUAGUGGCCAGCAGAGCCCGCAAGAGGCUCCGGUGUUCCAGCGCUGGGAAAACUCCCAGAGAUCCAGAAAUGGAGAGCCGCAGAAAAUCACUCAUCCUUUUGCUGGCAAUUUCGGGGAACUUCAUUUCAUUAUGGGCAUUGUUUACAGUAAAUUACAUAUGGUUCCAACUGUAUUACCUGGUGGGGGUGAUAGAUUUUCCACCUUAUUCAAUGCAGGAGGUGGCCUUCAUGUUGCAGCUCCUAAGCUGCUGCACAAAUACGGCUAUUUACGCUAUGACCCAGACGCUUUUUAGGGAGCAGCUGAAAAAUAUUGUGAAAAAUCCUCUCACUCUCAUUAUCAAACACACCCAUUUCCGACGAAGGCCAAACAAUUCACUGCCUUGUUCUGUCUAA
This is a messenger RNA of Hypanus sabinus (Atlantic stingray), 861 nucleotides long. RefSeq names its product cysteinyl leukotriene receptor 1-like. The transcript has a single exon. The record is from RefSeq and is a predicted model, not a curated record. Gene Ontology annotation, cellular component: plasma membrane. NCBI's taxonomy places the organism in Eukaryota, Metazoa, Chordata, Chondrichthyes, Myliobatiformes, Dasyatidae. Bases 1 to 861 code for a protein of 286 amino acids. Gene Ontology annotation, molecular function: G protein-coupled receptor activity. Gene Ontology annotation, biological process: G protein-coupled receptor signaling pathway.